Capsaspora owczarzaki ATCC 30864 is the source of this 3826-nucleotide messenger RNA. RefSeq lists its product as hypothetical. The transcript has 13 exons. Gene Ontology annotation, cellular component: cytoplasm. Lineage: Eukaryota; Filasterea; Ministeriida; Capsasporidae. Gene Ontology annotation, molecular function: ATP binding; zinc ion binding; RNA helicase activity. The record is from RefSeq and is a predicted model, not a curated record. Bases 128 to 3490 code for a protein of 1120 amino acids. Gene Ontology annotation, biological process: nuclear-transcribed mRNA catabolic process, nonsense-mediated decay.
AAAAACACCAAGUUGGAGUACCCACCUCUGCUAACGAAUGCAAUUCGUGCAUUCAUUGCUCAGGCUUGCUUGCUUGUAAUUUUAUUCGUUUCACUCUUUUGUUUCCAAAUUCAACGCUGCUCACAUCAUGGCGCUCAACUUUCGAGAUGUGGGCUAUGUGGCCGAGGACGACGACUACGGCAUGGGCAGCUCGUUCAGCCCGUCGACCGCCGCCAACGCAACCUCCGCCAUGGCAUCCAACUUGCACCAGCACAGCCUCACGGAUCCCCUCGGCGCAUGGCCCGACGUGCGACCGAGCGGCGGCAGCGGCAGCAGCAGCAGCAGCAUGAGGCCAGACUACAUGGGCGCUUCUGCUGGCUACGCGCCCACCCGCACGCACUACGAGAGCCCUGCCGACGGCUUCGAUGCGGAUGACUUUGGUGGCGCAGACGCAUCUGGCGAGGCUGCCCUGCGCGCUCGCGUCGAGCAGCUGAGCUUGGCCGAUGGCAAUGGCGAAGGCAAGGACGGCCAGCCGCUCGGCGCUCCGUUGACCUUGCAAGCGAUCGAUGCGCACGAUGAGUUGAUGCACGACCUGCCAGAGCAUGCCUGCAAAUACUGCGGUAUUCACAGCCCGGCGUCGGUCGUUUGCUGCCUCAAGUGCCGAAAGUGGUUUUGCAACGCGUCCCAUGGCACCGCUGCGAGCCACAUUGUGCACCAUUUGGUCCGUGCCAAGCACAAGGACGUUGGGCUGCACAAGGACAGCCCGAUCGGCGACGAGAAGCUCGAGUGCUACAACUGCGGCUGCCGCAAUGUGUUUGUGCUGGGAUUCAUUCCUGCGAAAGCCGAUUCCGUUGUCAUGCUGUUGUGCCGUCAACCCUGCGCUGGUGCCGUGCUGAGCAAGGACACAAACUGGGACUUGUCGACAUGGGAACCCCUGAUCAAGGAGCGCGUCUUCCUCCCAUGGCUUGUGUCUGUCCCGACCGAAGCAGAAAAGCAACGUUCCCGCCACCUCAAUUCGUCUGAGGUUCAAAAGCUGGAGGAGCUGUGGAAGACCAACCCUUCAGCGACCUUGGAGGAUUUGUCGCAACCUGGCUUGGACGAAGAGCCCGAGAAGGUGAAAUUAAGAUACGAAGAUGCCUACAGCUACCAGAAUAUCUUUGGUCCCUUGGUCAAGCUGGAGGCGGAUUAUGACAAGCAGACAAAGGAAUCUCAGACUUUCGACGACAUUGUGGUCGAGUGGGGUGUCGGGUUGAACAAGAAGAUUACGGCGCACUUUGUUCUUCCUCGCCAAGACGGCGACUAUCGCACCGUUCACGGCGAUGAACUUCGUCUGCGAUAUGCCGGCGAGCUUGGACGCCCCUGGGCCGGCGAGGGUCAUGUGCUCGUGCUGCCUGGCAGCACGACAGAAGGCAUCACGCUCGAGUUGUGGUCGAGUAACGGCGUCCCGACUCACCUGACGCACAACUUCCAUGUUGACUUUGUGUGGAAGUCGACCACGUUUGAUCGAAUGCAAGCUGCGCUCAAAACGUUCGCCGUGGAUGAAAAGUGUGUGAGCUCCUACAUUUUCCACAAGCUUCUUGGCAAGGAGGUCGAGCUCAAAGACGAGCAUCGCGUUUCUGUUCCCGAAAAUCUGAAUGCUCCCAACCUGCCCAAGUUGAAUGAGUCGCAAAUGUCGGCCAUCACUCGCGUCCUUCGGGAGCCUUUCAGCUUGAUUCAGGGUCCACCCGGCACUGGUAAAACCGUCACGUCGGCAACGCUGGUCUACCACCUGUCCAAGUUUGGACAGGUGCUGGUCUGUGCACCCAGUAACAUUGCCGUCGAUCAGCUGACUGAGCGCAUUCAUCGAACGGGACUCAAGGUCGUCCGCCUGGCUGCCAAGAGCCGUGAGGCGAUCGAGUCCAGCGUCUCCUUCCUUGCCCUGCACAGCCAGAUUCGCAACUCUGCGGCUCACCCCGAGCUCGCCAAGCUGAUGCAGCUUCGCGAAGAGCAGAAUGGUCUUGACGAUGUGGACGAGCGUCGCUUCCGACAGCUCAAGUUUGCAGCCGAGCGAGACUUUUUGAAGAACGCCGAUGUCAUUUGCACGACUUGUGUGGGCGCUGGCGAUCCGCGUCUGGCUCGCAUGCGCUUCCGCGCCGUCUUGGUGGACGAGGCCACCCAGGCAACCGAACCCGAGGCUAUCAUUCCGAUUGUCAUGGGCGCCAAGCAAGUCGUCCUCGUUGGUGACCACUGCCAGCUGGGUCCUGUCGUCAUGUGCAAGAAAGCGGCCAAGGCCAACUUUACGCAGUCCCUGUUUGAGCGUUUGGUCAUGGGCCAAAACCGUCCUAUUCGUCUUGAGAUUCAGUACCGCAUGCAUCCUUGUUUGAGUGCCUUCCCUUCCGACACGUUCUACGAAGGCAGCUUGCAGAACGGCGUGCUCGCGGCCGAUCGUACUCCAAAGACUCCCGCAUUUACCUGGCCGGAUCCCAACAACCCCAUGUUCUUCUGGUCGAACCUUGGGCAAGAAGAGUUGUCUGCAUCCGGAACGUCGUACCUCAAUCGUGCCGAGGCCUCGUCGGUCGAAAAGCUCGUGACCCAGCUGUUGAAAUCUGGCACCAAACCAGACCAGAUUGGUGUCAUCACCCCGUACGAAGGCCAGCGCGCGUUUAUUUUGCAGACAAUGACGGCCAACGGCGUCCUUCGAUCGCAACUCUACCAGCAAAUUGAAGUCGCCAGUGUGGAUGCCUUCCAAGGUCGCGAGAAGGACUACAUUAUUCUGUCCUGCGUGCGUUCCGCCGGCAUCGGCUUUUUGAACGAUCCUCGUCGCUUGAACGUGGCGCUGACUCGCGCCCGUUAUGGGCUCGUGGUCAUUGGCAAUGCUCAUCGUCUUGCGCGGGACCCGCUGUGGAACGAGGUUAUCACUUACUUCCGGAAUCACAAAUUGUUCAUGGAAGGCUCACUGACGGCGCUGCGUGACUGCGGCAUGCGCAUUCCAAAUCCUGAGGGUGUCCGAUUCUCCGCGAGCCGCCUGCGUCGCGCCGUCGACGAGCAGAUCAACCUGCACGGCACGCAUCCAUUCGCUCAGCAGCAAGGCCCAGCUCCUCCUGCUCCGCGGAACUCGUCACGACGCAACGGCGGGCACAAUUCUGGCUUUAGCGCACAACGCUCGACUGCUUCGUCUGGAGGCUUGUCAUCGACCCAACUGCACAGCAUGCACUUUCAAGACCCGAUGCAGGCCGUGCCAAACUGGCACCUGGGACUGGCGCCCUCGUCGACCAUGCCCGUGCCCAGCAUGAUGUUCUCGCAGGGCAGCUCGCAAUUCUCGCAGCCCAGCUACUAUUCGCAGGCCGGAUACUCGCAAAGCUCAUAUUCUGGCGACAGUGCAUACGCUGCCAGCGUUUCUUCCCAAGUCAGCGCGUCGCCUCGUGUGAAGGGCAAAGGCACUGCAUCCAGUGUCUACUCGGCCGCAGCGUCUCAGAUGUCUUCGCUUUCGCAGGACACGAUUGGAUUUUCGCAGACGGAUGAUGGAUAUUGAGCGCGUUCUUGUCGCCUGUGUAUUGGCGCCUUCUUCUAUCAAACACGAGCAUUUGCGCAAACCUGGUUGACACACUGCUGCUGUCUCUCUCUGUGUGUUCGUAAUUCCCUUUUUUUCACAUUCCGCCCUUGGGACGGAUUGGUGGAUUUCCACUCGAUCUCUUUUGGUGAGAGCGCCGUCCCUCAAACCUAGCGCCCGACACAAGCAAGCUUGCCUUUCCCAACGAUGAAUUUUGCUGCUGUCGUUGAUUGUGGCAUUGUUUGUUGUUUUUUCCCCCCUUGUCGGAAUGCAAUUCGUUCUCGUGUUAGUCAAUUCCCAAUACGCUGUUAUCCCAGA